AAACUGUCAUUUGUCAUACAACCAUUUUGUGGGCAAUUUAAAUUUUUUACAUGACAGUUUAAAUUUAUUUACGUUCAAGAAGCACAAAAUUUUUUUAAAGUGAUCAAAUUUUUGUUAUUCUGGUUAAAAAAUGGACGGAGAAAAUAAAAAGUAUCAAUUAGACAAACGAACUCUUUGUAAGUACGGUGCUAAAUGCUAUCAAAAGAAUCCUGCACACUUAAAGAAAUAUAAACAUCCCAUAAAGAGAAAGAUGGUGAAUUCUCCGGAUCGAUCUACGAAGAAGUUUAAAACUGAAGAUAAAGUAGCGGCAAUUAAAGAUGAAUCAGAAUCCGAGGAUAUUUCAAUUCAAGACGAUUCCGACAGUUCAAUAUAUUCCGAUACAAAUAUAAAAGUUAAUAAUGAUGUAUCCGAUUCUGACAGUGAAAGUUCGUGUAGUAAUUUAAGCAGUUUUGAUGGAAAUAAUUCAUUUAAAGAUAUAUUAGACAAGUUAGAUAAUGCCAGUAGUACGAAUACAAUAAAAAGCGACAUUUCCCAAAAGAAUGAAGAAUCUAAUCGAGAACAAUGGUCGAUUUUCAUCAAGGAGAAGUUUUUAGUUUCCAUGCCUGAUGAUUUUUACCAAUUUUGGGAUCUUUGUGAAAAACUCAAGCCAUCAAAUCCUUUGGAAGCUUUUAAAGAAGUUGGACUUUAUUUAGUAGGACCGUAUGAUGUACUUGCAGGGAAGUUUUUGAAUGUAAAAAAGUCAGAAAACGAAUAUCUAAUUCAUUGGAGGUAUUAUAGGGAUCCACCUGAACUUCAAACUGUCCUAAGAACUGACGAUAUUUCUGGUUAUCAUAUUGGAUAUUUUAGAGACGAUCCAGAUAAAUUACCGGUACUUUUAGUAUCUAAUUCUCCCAAAAAGAACGGUAUCUUAACACCUAUGGGGGGAAAUAUAUUUUCGGCAGUUAAUAUAUUUUUAGAGGACCUCAAGAAGACUGGUAAUCCUUUUAGGAAAAUGUUGAUAGGAAAACUACAAUCAAAGUUAAUUGAAGAAGCAGGAAAACUUGGUAUCGAUAUGGCGAGUAAAACCAAAGAAAUGAUCGCUAGAGAAAAGAAAAUAGUUACAAGAACCUUCAAUAAAAUCGGUCUUUGUGUACCUUAUGAUAAAAAGACUCAAAUAGGAUACAGGGAAUUGGCUUUAAGUAACAAAGUUUUAGAAGUGAAUCUGACUAAACUGCAAAACUCUAAAACCCAAGAAGAUAAACAGAAAUGUCUCUCGGAACUCCAACCAGUUUUUACUUAUACAAGUAUUGCAACGGAUGAAUGCGAUUUUGGUACAGGAAUAGAACUCGGUUGGAACAUUAUUAGCCACGGUAUUGAUAGUUUGAAUCCUACUGUAGAGCGGUUUUUGGCAACUAAUUACAGGUUAUUGAAUAUGGAAGCUUUUGCUAAAAUUGCACAAGCUCAUAUGAAGAAUAGAAAGCGGGGCUUGGAUUUAAGUGUAUUAUGAAACGAAUUUUUAUACUGAAUUUUCGAUUUCUUACUAUAAAAAGUAGUUUUCAGCAACCAGGAUUUUUUCAUGAAAUAUAUGGCAACGCUGCAUUGUUAAUAGGAAUAAUUAUAACCUCUUAGUUUUACGAAGGAGAGGGGGUACUAUGAACUUGUAGCAUAGAAAAGGUUGCUAAAUCUAAUAAAAUUUACGAUAAUUAUAUACUAUUGCAGUUUCAUCGUUUUAUGGAUUUAGAAAUUAGAAAAAUUGUCCGAUUUUAAAGAAUUUUGUUUUUAGAAAAAAAAAUAUGCACAUGAUUUUUGAUAUAUAAAUAUUCUGAUAACUUUUUGUAAAAGUAAUCAAAUAAACUUUUUUUGUACA
Molecule: messenger RNA, 1846 nt
Organism: Diorhabda carinulata
Lineage: Eukaryota; Metazoa; Arthropoda; Insecta; Coleoptera; Chrysomelidae
Gene: Hpf1
Product: histone PARylation factor 1
Exons: 6
Coding region: 131-1486 (451 amino acids)
Biological process (GO): DNA damage response; regulation of protein ADP-ribosylation
Cellular component (GO): nucleus
Molecular function (GO): poly-ADP-D-ribose binding; histone binding
Source: RefSeq, a predicted model, not a curated record